Molecule: messenger RNA, 4201 nt
Organism: Hylaeus volcanicus
Lineage: Eukaryota; Metazoa; Arthropoda; Insecta; Hymenoptera; Colletidae
Product: neo-calmodulin-like
Exons: 8
Coding region: 2834-3838 (334 amino acids)
Cellular component (GO): myosin II complex
Molecular function (GO): enzyme regulator activity; calcium ion binding
Source: RefSeq, a predicted model, not a curated record
UAGUAAGAAAUUCCGCGUCGGGAUUGAAUUGAAUCUCAUCCGAUUUUCGAACGUUCCGUUGCGCGACGGGACGCGGGGAACGUUUUCACGUAUAGCAAGCAACUUUAAUACGCGGGCAAAUUUCAAUUUCCACUUUGUCGUUUAUAAUAUCGUCUAUCAUAAAAGAUACAAGAAUUGGGAAAUGCGUUGCAUUAAAAUGCCGGGUACAAUUAACAAAAGUAUAAAAUUCAUAUAUUUAAUUCAUAAUAUUUCUUAUGAAAUAAGUUUCGAAUAAAAUAAUGUCUGAUUUUGACGUAAUAUAAUUCCCAUGUCUGUUAUGUUUAUAAGCACAGCAUUUAAGAUACUCCGUGUUAAUUCUGAAGAGGUAAUAUAAAAAAAAAAAAUUGAACGUAUGUUAUAUUACGUUCUUGGAGAGUGAAAAAACGAUCUUGAAGCCCAAUAGGAAAUAAAAUUAGAUAUUGUUUAAUAAUUUUAAAUGAAAUUCACAAUUUGUAUUUCAACUGAAACAACAGGAUUUUCGUCGUUAUUUGUAACUGUAAGUAUACUGAAAUUAAUGCCGAGGUUCCCAGCAGUAAUUUCAGCAGAGCAUGAAUUCCACUAGUGAUACUGCAUAACAUCCAUCUUCUAAGUACAAACAACAAGGAAUAAGGCUCGAACCGCGUUGACUUUAAGAACGAAAUCGCACUCAGCAAACAGAAUUCAUCCAACUCUCGAACUGUUACGUACAAACACUCAUUCAGUCAAAGUAAACACGCCUUGCCAGGGGCAAAGGUAUUCAAACACACGGACACUCUGCAUAGGAAGGCUGUAUAUUCAAUUUGUUAAGAUUCGUUACUUUAUACGUAUUUGUUAACGCGUUGACCGUGAUGGUGGUCACUGGUGUCUGACGCCUCGAACUGACAACAUUUCUAUGUAUAUUUUCGAUGUUGUUCCGGAUUAGAAUUCUCGAUACACUGUCAGAUAAUUAUGUGACUUAUGCUUAUUACAAAUUUUAAUGUCUUACUAGAUCACGUUCACGGAGUGAAUUUAAAAAACAUUCUAAUAUAGUUAAUCUCUUUUAGUUAUUUAAUCUACAGAAUUCCAUAGCAUACGAUUAUUCGAUUAAUUAUUAAAAAUUCAUAUAAUUUAAACCCCGAUAAAACGCGAGUUACAAAUGAAUCCCUUAGAAAUAAAACUUGACGAUAUUCUAAGAUUAAAUAAGAUUUCAAAGAUCGAGUAUAUACAAAAAAAAAAAAAGUUGAACUCAAAAGAAAUGAAACACGACUCGCUGCAUUAGUUGUACUUGAAAAGUAAAAGACGUAGGCCCUGUUUGAAAUACGCCCAGGAUACAAUUAAGCAAUUAUCGGUGGGCUCGCAGACGUCAAGGGAAAGUUUGCAACUUAAUCCUAGAACGCUGUAACCUAAUUUCUCCUAAUUUCGGGGGUGGUUGUUGGAGGAGAGGGGUAUGGGCGACUAAACCGUGCGCCGUUACACGCUCGAAAUUGUUUCAACAAUCCGCCGGAACACGGAGUUUCUAUUUUCUCUCUAAAAUACCUCGGCAACACCCCUGUGCGCGAGGUCGCGGGGACGUCAAGAGACAAAAAGCGCGACACACAGGGGACGAAUUGUCUCCGACACUUUGGUCAGCAGCCCGGAAGCACGGCUGGUGGUACCGUGGCAGCGUGUAACCCGAAGGAAAAGACAUUCACCCUGAGGAUGGCGAACGUAAACUCAGGGGAUGCACGUUAGAGCACAUUGGUCGUUGGUUCGUUGGGUCGGCCGACACGGAUGAUGCUCUCUCGGGGGUCGGGACAAGCUCCGGAGAAGCUCUGAUCGUGGCGGGUCGUGCGGGGCUCCGAGCCUGCGCGCUAUCCUGGAAAUUCGCGGAGUCGGUGCGCGGGGGGCGCGUGGCGGCACCGGGGGUGUCAGUCACGGCCCAUCUGCCCACCAUCGAGCACAUCCAUGGCCAUAAUUGCAGCAACUAACGACCGAUCGAUCGAGCCAUGAGGACGCAUCAGCCACGGGCUCGUGUCGCCUGGAAUGUAGUCGUUUAAAGGAGCAACCGGGACAAUAAAAAAAAAAAAAGGGGGCAAAACACGCGAAAGAUAAAUUGCAACGGUCGCGAUCCCAUCGACGAAACGGCUUGUCGCGGCACGAGGUAUCCACCGGAAAUAACGGUGACGUCACGACCAGCAAAUGUCCUCGUCGAGCUUUCGCGAAAGCCCGUCGCCGAGCCGUUCACGAGACACGAGAGGAAAGAGAGACACCGAAGACGGCACCGGUCGUCCCAGCUCAUCUGCGUCAAUUUCACGAGAAGACUCGACGGAACGAGCAAACGGCGUACAUAGUCAAUCCUAGAUCCUAAUCAAUCCUGGAGUCUAGUCAAUCCCCGGUAACCCCUGGCUGUGUUUAUCCUCAAAAUCGUAAUCGAUAGUGUUCAGCGAUCUCGUCUCUUCGGUCGCGGGUUCCUUUUUGGACCACUGGGCGCAAGAAGCGAGGUGCAACGUCGUGGGCGGCGGCCAAAGGAGACGACGUCGACAUUAGUUGUAUAGCCAAGUGAUAUUCGUUUAAAUAGAGAAUAGAAGAAGAGGAAACUCUUAGAUAUCACGCGUAGUACAAAAGUAGAAGAAACACCGUAGCGUUCGCGGGAUCCAGUCCACGUGUAUUCGUAUGCCGAGUUUCGUUCGUAAAGAUCCAACGAUAAAUCCGUGUGAUCGAGAAGCAAUAAAGAUCCUAGUUCACUCGUUCGUAAGCAUCCGCGCCUCCGGGAUCUGGUGUUCGGCUGUGGUUUUAUUGUGCGGUGCUUCUGUUCGUCGAGUUCGGGACUGUUGAGGGAGAGAGUGCGUCGGCAGCAAUGGCGUUCGCCGCGGCGAGAAUGAUCCUUAAGGAUAAGCGACGGAAGGCCAGCAAAGAGGACUUCGCGCCGCGAAACAGGAGCAAGGCCCGCAGCGCCAGUACAAGUAGCUUUAGAAGCCUGAGCCAGGCUCGCAACAAACCAGCGGACGGAGUCGGCCACGUGAACCAGAAGGGCUCCACGGGUCAAAAGGCGCCGUUGACGCCUGGACAGAAGGUUCCUCCUGGUGGAAAAAGCGCAGCGAAACCGGCUCAGAAACCAACUGCUCAGAAAGGACAGGUGAAGGUCACGCCGAAAGCAGCUUCCGUAAAAACUGGAAAGAACAAGAAGAAGGGCCAGAGGCAGCAAUACGACCUCAUCGUUACCAUCAAUCUGUCCGAGUAUGGGCUCACGGAGGAUCAAGUGGCAGAAUUCAAGGAAGCGUUCAUGCUCUUCGACAAGGACGAAGAUGGCACCAUCACGAUGGCAGAACUCGGCGUGGUCAUGCGAUCAUUGGGACAGAGGCCGUCGGAGACGGAAUUACGAGAUAUGGUGAACGAGGUGGAUCAAGAUGGGAACGGUACCAUUGAAUUCAACGAGUUCCUGCAAAUGAUGUCGAAGAAGAUGAAGGGCGCCGAUGGAGAAGACGAGCUGCGCGAAGCAUUCAGAGUAUUCGACAAGAACAAUGACGGCCUGAUCUCAUCGAAAGAAUUGCGACACGUGAUGACGAACCUCGGUGAGAAAUUAUCGGAGGAAGAAGUCGACGACAUGAUCAAGGAAGCAGAUUUGGAUGGCGAUGGAAUGGUGAACUAUGAAGGUAAUUUAUUUUUUUUUUUUAAACAAUUCCAGACAAAUUUUACAUGUAGCAUCCUUAGAAACACCUACCGCUUCUUCUUUAAAUUCUCUUUCGUCCAUUUCUCAAACUCUUUCUCUCCCCAAAGUCCUUCAAAAACUCUGUAUCGUCGAGUGGGAGUACUUGCAACACUUUUCCACUCCGAAACUAUGCUUGUACGAUGUUCGAGAUGAGUAGGUGAAAAAUGAGCGCGCAAACAGUUCAGUUUUUAGUUCAAGUAUCAGGCUCUGUAAAAAGAGAAAGCUCGGUUUUUUCGCGGUGUAGACGUAGAGUCAAAAAGUUCGCUGUUGUAAGUUGCUCCAGCUACAUUCGUUAAUGGCUCUCGCUCCUCUCGAUAUAAAUAUUCAUUUUCUACAUCGUCAACGAAUUGUCCUUUUCGAUCGCUCAAGUUACCACCAAGUUAUUUUCAAUUUAAUUAACCGCGUGAAAAAGCGUUAAAAACUUGAAGUGGUUCCGAUCCAGUGACCAGAUGCUGUAUAAAUAAUUGAUAAAGGACGAAACAUCGAACGAUGAAAACGUAGGAAAAUAAACUAAUG